Molecule: messenger RNA, 2260 nt
Organism: Chenopodium quinoa (quinoa)
Lineage: Eukaryota; Viridiplantae; Streptophyta; Magnoliopsida; Caryophyllales; Amaranthaceae
Product: protein LATERAL ROOT PRIMORDIUM 1-like
Exons: 2
Coding region: 1041-2201 (386 amino acids)
Biological process (GO): positive regulation of DNA-templated transcription
Cellular component (GO): nucleus
Molecular function (GO): DNA-binding transcription factor activity; DNA binding
Source: RefSeq, a predicted model, not a curated record
UAAAAAGAAAACCACAAAUGCCCAAAUGAAUCCCCCACAAAAGGGGGACCCACCAAUGGAUGGAGGGGAAGAACUAAAUUCUAGAGAGAGAAAGUGAAGUUUGUACAAGUAGUGAGUGAAAGAGAUAUAGAGAGAGAAUUUCUUUUUAUUUAUUUUUUAAAUUUUUAAAUAGAUAGAUAAAUAUAGAGAGAGGGUGUCAUGUGACUUUUUGAACCCAGCUAACUUACAAAUGCUACCCAACAAAUACCCUUUCUCUCUCUAACCAAAACCAAAUUAAAUUAAAAAAAACCCCUCUUUCUCUCUCUAAAAAAACACACAAUACACUUUGUCACUUUUUCUAUUUUACCAUAAAUUCUGAUUAUUGGAGUUUCACUUUCUAGUAUUACCAAGUACCAACAAUAAUACUUUCACCCCCUUCACUUUUUUUUUUAUAAAAAAACAUUAAUUUCUAAAAAUAAAAGUUGUUGAUAGAAUUUAGAAGCAAAUAUAAUGAGAUAUUGUAAGAGAGAGAAAGUUCAGAAAUCAGAAGAAGAAGAGUAAAAUUCUACUACUAUCAAAAAGAUUAAAAAAAAAAAGUCGUUAUUACCCUUUGUUUCUGUUUAUUUUCACACUGAUCUUCUUCUGCUCUCUACUGUCUUACUGCUUUAAAAACUGCCACAUUUUUUCUCUCUGUCUCUUCUGCAGUUUUUGUAGAAGAAGAAGAACAUCCAAGAUUAUUACAACAAAUAACAACCUCCAUUUUUUUUAUUAAAUUAUAUUCACAACAAAUUUACCCCAUUUUUUUGAUUCUGUUAAUUAUAAUAAGAUAAGGAGAAAGUACUGAAGAUAGAUUAGCGGUGGUGGCUACUACAAGGAGAUUAGCGUCGGAUUCAGGAGCGUUUGCGGAUUGGGUGGCGUCAUCAGCAAGCAACGCAGCAGCUGAUAAGAGUAACGAUCUUUCUUUAGGAUUCAAUGCUGGCCCUGCAGCAGCAUCCGCGUCUGCGGCUGCUGCUGCUGGCACUUUAUGGCCUGCUUCGUCUAGGUACGGAAUCUCUCCCGAGAUGGGGAUGUUUGUUGUCGCCCCCGCUACAUCGUUCCAUCAGCACGAGUCCAGCUUGAUGCUGGAUCAUCACCACCACCACCACCACCAUCAUGGGGGUGGUGGUGGUGGUGGGAUGAAUGGUGGGAAUAACGCCGCUACCGCUCUUGGAGUUGGGGUGGGAGUCGGCGUUAUACCCCUCUUCAACGCCGGCCCGUGUCUUAACGUGGCCGGCGCUGGAGAGACGGGUGGUAGUAGUAAUAAUAAUAAUAAUAAUAAUAAUACAUUGGAUGGAAAUGAUUCUUUCAUGAGUCGUAAUCAUAGAGCGGGUGCAAUCCAACUCUGGCAAACUCAACAACAAAUGGGAGGAGGAGGAGGAGGAAGCCCGAAUUACCCGAGGAAGAGUAUUAAUUUCGACCCGACUGGCCCGAAUUUACUCCAUUCAUCUUCUUCUGCAAUGGGCUGCGGUGGCGGAAGUGGGGCCCUCACUUGUCAGGAUUGCGGAAACCAAGCUAAGAAAGACUGCAGCCAUCGGAGGUGUAGGACUUGUUGUAGGAGUAGGGGUUUUGAUUGCUCUACUCAUGUCAAGAGCACGUGGGUCCCCGCUGCUAGACGAAGAGAACGGCAAAUGAUGGGAGUCCCUGGAGCAGCAGGGACCCACGGAACUGGCGGUGGAAGUGUGGGAGGCGGAGGAGGUGGGGCAUCUUCUGGCUCCACCUCCGGCGCGAAAAAACCACGCCUUAUUUCCUCUCAAAAUACAGCUACAACCUCCCACACUUCCACCUCCAACACCCCGCCUCGUAGCUUUGAGACUAGCUCCAGCCACCAAGAUGCGAGCUUCAAGGACUCAUUGCCGGGGCAAGUGAAGGCGCCAGCAGUGUUCAAAUGCGUAAGGGUGACCGCAGUCGAUGACGGGGAAGAUGAGUUUGCAUACCAAGCAGUGGUGAAAAUUGGUGGACAUGUUUUUAAGGGCUUUCUAUAUGAUCAAGGGUUUGAACCAAGAGAUGGAUUUCCUAAUCUAUCCGAGUUACAUUUGGGUGGUGGUGCUGCUGCUAGUAGUAGUGCUGGUAGAAAUGGCGGAGCAUCUUCGUCGUCGCCGCUUCUCGAUCCUUCUGAUGUCUAUGGUGCUUCGGGUGGUGGUGGUUUGCUUGGAGGUUCAAGCUAUGGUAACACUAUAAAUUGAGAAAAAAAAAAAAAAAUUAAAUAAAACCCAACCCUUAAAAAAAAUAGGAACAAAAAAAA